CCCCUCCCCUCUUUGCUUCGGCUCGCCUGGCUGCCUCUUCGGAACUUUGCGCCUGGCUCGCUUUUCGCUGCCAACUUUUCCCCGUCGCGACUCGACGGGAACUUCUCCUCCUCCUCCGGGCUCCCCAAAGGCGCCGCUGCGGGUAGCUCAGGCACCGCCGGAAGGGAGCCGGGCGCAGGGAAGAUGCGGCCGGGCGCAGCGCCGUGAUUACAGCGCGGGUCUCCGGGGAAGGGGUUGUACCGCCGCCGCCACCAGCCCUCCUUGCAGCUACAGCCGGAGCAACAGCAGCCGCUGCAGCAGCAGCAGCAAAGCCCAUGGACGGGAAGUUCCUCCUGCUCCUCCUCCCUUAGGAUCCCUGGGGAUCUCGCGCCGCCGCCUCCCCCCUGCUUCGCCUUUGUCUGCGGUGCUAUGAAGAGGUCUACAAUGAUAAAUGGACUUCUGAUUAUUCCUGUUCUAGUGAUGGUGUCUUUUCCUUCACCCAGCAUGGAAGAUGAAGAGCAUAAACCUACCUUGAUUAACUACGAUUGUGUGUGUGAAGGCACGUCAUGUGUGAAUGGCGACCGCUGCAGAGGCCACCAGUGCUUUGCCUCUUUGAGCAUCAACAAUGGCGCUAAAGUGUAUCAGAAGGGCUGCUUCCAAGUCUACGAACAAGGGAAAAUGACAUGUAAAACACCUCCCUCCCCUGAUCAAGCGGUCGAAUGCUGUCAGGGUAACCUGUGUAACAUGAACAUCACAGCACAGCUGCCAACGAAAGGGCACCCACUUCAAGGGGAAUCUCUGGGUUACACCACGGAAACACUUAUCAUAUUUGUCGUAGCUUCAGUUCUGGCGCUCCUGAUAUUUUCUGCAGUGACGAUGCUGAUCAUCCGAAAAGUGAAACAGUACCAUAUGGAAAGGCUCAAUUCAAGGGAUCCAGAAUAUGGAACCAUUGAGGGACUCAUAUCAUCAAACGUUGGUGACAGCACCCUGGCAGACUUGUUGGACCAUAGCUGUACAUCGGGGAGUGGCUCUGGCCUUCCUUUCCUGGUACAAAGAACGGUGGCUCGGCAGAUUACGCUGUUGGAGUGUGUGGGGAAAGGUCGAUACGGUGAGGUCUGGAGAGGACAGUGGCAAGGAGAAAAUGUUGCAGUUAAGAUAUUUUCUUCCCGAGACGAGAAGUCCUGGUUCAGGGAAACAGAAUUGUACAAUACUGUGUUGCUGAGGCAUGAAAACAUUUUAGGGUUUAUUGCCUCAGAUAUGACCUCUCGGAAUUCCAGCACUCAGUUGUGGCUAAUCACCCACUACCAUGAGAUGGGCUCUUUGUAUGACUAUCUGCAACUCACGACGCUCGACACAGUGAGCUGCCUGCGGAUAGUCUUGUCUAUAGCUAGCGGCCUUGCACAUUUGCACAUAGAGAUAUUUGGGACUCAAGGGAAACCUGCCAUUGCUCACCGAGACUUGAAGAGUAAAAAUAUCCUGGUUAAGAAAAACGGACAGUGUUGCAUAGCAGACCUAGGCCUCGCAGUCAUGCACUCCCAAAGCACCAAUCAGUUGGAUGUAGGAAACAACCCCCGUGUGGGUACCAAGCGCUACAUGGCCCCAGAAGUCUUAGAUGAAACCAUCCAAGUGGACUGCUUUGACUCUUACAAACGUGUUGAUAUCUGGGCAUUUGGACUGGUCCUUUGGGAAGUAGCCAGGCGUAUGGUGAGCAAUGGUAUUGUCGAAGACUACAAACCUCCAUUUUAUGACGUAGUGCCUAAUGACCCCAGUUUUGAAGACAUGAGAAAAGUUGUCUGUGUGGAUCAGCAGAGACCAAACAUUCCCAACAGAUGGUUUUCAGAUCCUACGUUAACUUCCCUUGCCAAGUUGAUGAAAGAAUGCUGGUACCACAAUCCAUCAGCCAGAUUAACAGCGCUGCGUAUUAAAAAGACUUUGACCAAAAUCGACAAUUCCUUAGAUAAGCUCAAAGCUGACUGUUGAUAACCAGCACCUGAUGCUGACAGGACAUCAUGGCUUGUGUCCAGCAUGGAAGAAUGGCUUGAUGAAUUCUAGGAUCCGGCCACAAGUGGCUUCAAACAUAGGCAGAGUUGUUUACCUAACCAGCCAUUGAAAAGGAAAUAGACCCAUGUGAGCCUUAAUCGGCGACUGUCCGUGGUACUUUACAAAUGGCCAAUCUGUAAAGACUUAAUGCUGAAUCUAUGGUGGCCUAUGGAAGGAAGGAAGGAAAGAAGAGAAGUCCUAAGACAAAAGUGGGGCAUUAAAACCAUGGCUUUUUUUUAUUCUUUCAUGAAAAGAAACAAAAAGGAAAGUGUCUCCUUGUCUCGCUCCCAAGUGGAAGUGGUCAAUUCGAAUCAGCAAUAUUGCCUGCGCUUCUCUUUAUUGCACUAGGGAUUCCUUGCAUUCCUUACUUGCACUGUUGCGGUUUAAUUUGAAAGACAUGACUUGCCAAAAAUAUGAUUGGCCCUGUACUCAUUGAUAUGUUUUUUUAAAUAAUAAUAAUAAUAAUAAUGGGAAAUCCAAUUUGGGAAAUUGAACUUGUAACUGACUCUUUUUAUUAUUAUUUUAAAUCUGCAUUUUACAUAUGUGUACCGUUUACAAUAAUGCUGGACGCUAGGAAUUAUUGUUUAUAAGGAAACUGCAAACUUUUAUUUAUUAUUAGUGCACUUAACAGUUUUAAAAUACUGAGGAAAGUGCGAAUAGUCAAAAGCUUAUUUUUAUGUGGCUUCUAUCAUUUAUUUCUUACAGAUGUCUUUUUUUGGGGGGGUCAACACGGUAUAACCUGAAAUGGUCCUUCUCCCUUGCCCCCCCCCUGUGUUAUCAGUUAUACACUUUAAUCACCUUUUUUAAAGUGCUUCACAUUUUAUAUGCGUGUGGUCUGUAACAUAUAUUUUUCAGUUCAAAAUAUGCGGAACAUUUAUAUAUAAAUAUAUAUAUAUCUAUAUCUAUAUCUUAAAUAUAAAGCCAUUAUCCAAAUGAUGCCACAUCUAGUACCUUAUUGAUCCUAGAGAAAGGGGAGCAGCAGAAGCAAAUGGCAGAAUGGAAGGCCAUGGAUCGUAUUAUGGGAAAGUGCAUUUUUCUUCUUCUAAGCUAUAUAUGUAAUGUGCAUAUAAACUCUACCGGGGGCGGGGAGAAAGCUAUUUUUUAAAUUUACUUCCUUUUUGUAUUUAGCAGUUAUUUGUAUAAAUGACAUAGAAUAUUUUCAAGUCACAUGGAAAGAAAAUGUCCCCUCGUUCUGUUAGUGCCUCCUGCGGCUCAAGGUAAACGCCGUAAAGUUUUGCAUCACCAGCAUAUCUCCUCCCUGCCUUUGCUGUUUCUGCAAGUCAGAAGUAGUGUCAACAAACUGGUGGUGUAGGAUAACAACCACUGGAAAACACCAGAGAGAUUCUUCAUAAAAGUGAUGCUGAUGUUGGGGUGCCGGGCAGUUGUUGUUGGGGAGGUGGGGUCCGUGCUGGAGCAAUGACCUCGCAAGGACAUUAAUUAUUGUUUGAUGAUGUAUGAACAAAUCAGAUCAUGCUUUUCUGACCGUGGUGUUUUUGUUUUUGUUCUAAAAAAUAAUAAUCUUGAGUUUCCUGAGUAAACAGUUUUCAUCUGA
Molecule: messenger RNA, 3571 nt
Organism: Zootoca vivipara (common lizard)
Lineage: Eukaryota; Metazoa; Chordata; Lepidosauria; Squamata; Lacertidae
Gene: ACVR1
Product: activin A receptor type 1
Biological process (GO): transforming growth factor beta receptor signaling pathway; cellular response to growth factor stimulus; protein phosphorylation
Cellular component (GO): BMP receptor complex; plasma membrane
Molecular function (GO): transmembrane receptor protein serine/threonine kinase activity; ATP binding
Source: RefSeq, a predicted model, not a curated record